AUGGUCAAUGAAGGCAUACAGGACUGUCUCAUGUCCGCCCCCGCCUGCUGGACCUGCCGCUUACGGCGCAAGAAGUGUGAUAGGACCCGACCCGCCUGCAGAGGCUGUUCCGACCUCUCUAUCGACUGCCACUACAGUUCAGAGCGGCCGGACUGGAUGGAUGGAGGGGAUAAGCAAACUCAAAUGGCGCAAUCGAUCAAGGCUCGGGUCAGGCAGGGUGCUACAUCUCGGCGCGCAAAGGGCUUUGCCGUCCAAGUGCAGCCUCUUCAACAGGGCUACAGCUCAAAAGCGAUCAGGCUGCAUGAGACCACCUCACUAGAAACUUUACCCCCUUUUGAGGAACUCGAUACGGGGGUGUCCAGCGACGAUACCACCACAUCUGCUGGAGCGGCCCAUUCCACUAACCAACAGGAGACCGAUGACUUCCUGACAAGCCUGUACCUCGACACCGUAUUUCCCCAUCUUUUCCCUCUCUAUCGCCCUGCGAGUUUGGCAGGUGGCCGCGUCUGGCUGCUCAAAGCUAUCCAAGAACAACCUGCAAUCCAUCAUACUGUCAUCAGCAUCAGUGCAUACUACUUCACUCUGCUCCUAGCGCGAGAUGCAAGCCAGACUCUGCGCACUCCCUGUGAACAACACGUCUGGGAUACUCUGGCAUUGCAUAUGGACUCUUCUCUCAGAAUAAUUCAGGAAGAAAUGACCGCAUUCAACAAAGUCUGCCCGUCGUCUGGCAAGGAGGACGUUCUCAAACAGGCUCGUUUACUAGGGGCCAUCGUUCAGCAGCUGAUCUUUGACACGGCCAUGGCGCAGGGUGCUGCUUGGAACUUGCAUCUCACAGCGGCCUUGGGCCUAUUCCGCGACAUUAUCGAGACACACGGUCAAAGAGACGGGUUCUUGGACCUUGACGCAGUUCUGCAAGCCAUAGCGCCUAGGAGUUCAAUGUUUAAUGGCAUACACCUCGACUUUGCGCCCUGGUCUCAAGACCAGAAUGCCUUUCAGUUCUUUGCGGCUUUUCUGAUAUAUGCAGACGUCAUAUCAGGUGUCAUGAGUGGAACUACACCGAAGCUUCAAACAUACCAUGGAAUGCUGAUAGCUAACGAAACUGCGUGCGAUAGCCGUCAAGUGCUGGCUCUGAAGACAGAAGAUUACAUCGGAUGUCCCGGGUGGAUCCUGACUGUUCUUGGCAAGAUCUCGGCUAUAGAUGCUUCGCAAAACGCUACAGGAGAGCGAGAAAGACAGGAAAUCGUAGAACUUAAAGUCAAGCUCCAAGUUGGCCUAGUGGACACGCAAGAGAACCUGCAAACAGACCAGGGCCAACAAGUUGCAGAGGCAUGGAUGCACGGCGCAAUGCUCUACCUUAUUAUCGUCGAACAAGGGCGUCGGCCCUUACACACUGAAACGAAACAUCACGUACAGUCUAUUGCAAAAAUGGUUGCAGGGCCGCUCUCUCUGCGCAGCAUCAUGUGGCCAUUCUUCAUGGCUGGCGUCUUAGCAGGGCAAGAGGAUGAGACCAUUUUAACCGAGGCUGUCUUGAAGUUGGGCCCUCUCAAAGCAUUUGGCUCUGCGAAGGAAGCUCUAAAUCUGUUGGAGCGGGCUUGGCUGGCGCGUGAUGAGACUCCACAGGAUGAUUGGCGGCUUUCGGAUUGUUUUGGCGGCGAGGACAGGCACGGGUUACUUGUCUGA
Molecule: messenger RNA, 1680 nt
Organism: Fusarium odoratissimum NRRL 54006
Lineage: Eukaryota; Fungi; Ascomycota; Sordariomycetes; Hypocreales; Nectriaceae
Exons: 2
Coding region: 1-1680 (559 amino acids)
Biological process (GO): positive regulation of transcription by RNA polymerase II
Cellular component (GO): nucleus
Molecular function (GO): transcription cis-regulatory region binding; DNA-binding transcription factor activity, RNA polymerase II-specific; zinc ion binding
Source: RefSeq, a predicted model, not a curated record